AGCAGCAGCAGCAGCAGCAGCAGCAGCAGCAGCAGCAGCAGCAGCAGCAGCAGCAGCAGCAGCAGCAGCAGCAGCAGCGCUCGUUUCCGGAUUUCCCAGCAGCCCUUGAAGCGCUCGUCCCUCCCCCUCACCCCCUCCCCUCCUCUCGGUCCAGCAGCAGCAGCAGCGCUCGAGCAGAACGGGAGGACUAGCAUGGCGCUCCCGCUGCUUCCACGCUCCUUUUCAUCGUAGAAUUCACCCACGUCUCCUCUCUGGAUGGAGCAGCCAUGGCAAUAGUCCAGGCAUGGGAGUGACGUGAUGCUGCUUGAGCUGCGUCAGAGCAAAAGCCCCCGUCAUGACCGUCUGAAGUGACGCCAGAGGAUGGACGAGUCUGUGUUGCUGGAUUUGCUGGAGUGCCCCGUUUGUCUGGAGCGGCUUGACGCCUCCGCCAAGGUUCUGCCCUGUCAGCACACCUUCUGCCGAAGAUGUCUCCAAGGCAUCCUGAGUUCCCGCGGGGAGCUCCGCUGUCCGGAGUGUCGGACGCUGGUGGAGUGUGCGGUGGACGAUCUACCGAGCAACAUCCUGCUCGUGCGCCUGUUAGACGGCAUCAAGCAGAGGCCGCGGAAGGCCGGCGCCGGACCUGCUGUCUGCACAAACGGUACACCUGGAGCCACGGCCAGAGCACAGGGAGCCGGGACCAAGGACCAGAACGGCCCGGGAGCGCCAACCCAGCGCGCUCAGGCUAAGAGCACAGCUGUUAGGGGUGUACCGCAGCUCCCUUGUGCCAAAGCCCUAUAUAACUAUGAUGGGAAGGAACCAGGAGACCUCAAAUUCAGCAAGGGUGACAUCAUCAUCCUGCGACGACAAGUCGAUGAAAACUGGUACCACGGAGAGAUGGGUGGAGCCCAUGGAUUUUUCCCCACCAACUUUGUCCAGGUCAUCAAGCCUCUGCCGCAGCCCCCGCCCCAGUGCAAAGCUCUGUACGACUUUGAGCUUAAAGACAAAGAGGCUGACAAAGACUGUCUGCCAUUCUCUAAGGAUGACAUCCUGACAGUGAUCCGUAGAGUAGAUGAAAACUGGGCAGAGGGAAUGCUGGGAGAUAAAAUUGGAAUUUUUCCCAUCUCAUAUGUGGAGUUCAACUCAGCAGCACGUCAGCUCAUAGAGUCGGACAAACCGUCUGACUCCAGUGGAGACUGUGGGGAAGGGGCCUCCUCAGGACCCCAGAGCAAUGGUGCCCAGCGAGCAGGGGAGAAGAAGAACACCAAGAAACGACAUUCCUUUACCUCUCUCACUAUGUCCCAUAAGCCUGUGCUUGCUCCUCCCCCUCAACGCCACUCUAUGGAAAUUAGCGGGCCAGUCCUCAUCAGCUCCAGCAACCCAACGGCGGCUGCUCGAAUUGGAGAAAUCAGCGGAGGGCUUUCCUGCAGUGCACCUUCACAAGUACAUAUUUGCACAACUGGGCUAAUUGUGACCCCGCCCCCUAGCAGUCCUGUUACCACUGCAACGGUCUUCACAUUUCCAUCGGAGACGAGCUACACGUCCAUUCCUUUGGACAUCCUCCCACCACCCCCACCUCCUCCCCCGCAGUCCUCCGUUAGCGGGGCAGCGUAUUCACUGGCCGCUGGGCAGAGACCCUCCCCCAGUACAAGUGACCAAAGCGGGAGACAAAGGCCCACAGUCUAUGUGGCCAUGUUCCCAUACACUCCCCGUAAGGAGGAUGAGCUGGAGCUGAGGAAAGGAGAGAUGUUUCUGGUGCUGGAGCGCUGUCAGGACGGCUGGUUCAAGGGCACCUCCAUGCACACGGGCAAGAUCGGCGUUUUUCCUGGGAACUACAUGAGCCCCGUCAGCAGGGCGUCUGGGAGCACCAAAGGGCCCAUGAGUCUGUGCAACCAGGCUGGCAGAGGAGUCGCCAUCCUCAGCCCCUCCUCCACUCCCCUCGGCGCCACAGCUCCAGGGACGGACUUGAACCCAACCCCCCCUGUGUGUUCCAGCGCGGUACCUGCCAGCACCCAUCCUGCAGCUGUGGUAACAGCAGCUCAGACCGCCACAGGCCAGCAGCCAAAAGCUCCCCUGCACGUCAGCCCACAGAUGACUGUGAAUCAGGCCCGCAGUGCUGUCCGGACAGCUGCCUGUCACUGUCAGGACAGGCCUGCGGCGGCAGUGACGCCUGUGCAGGCCGCAGCACCUGUCACCUUCCUCCCACACCUGGUAGUUUGUCAGCAGUCCUCCUCCAAUCCAGCUCAAGGCUGCGCCCGGGCAGCGGCGGCGGCCAUGGGCUGCGCGGCCGCCUCUCUGACCCCACCCAACGUGAGUGCCACGUGUCUGGAGGGAGAAACACCGAGACCCGUGCCUGUGUGCCCUGGAAGCGGAGCUGCCGUCAGCGCCUCCUUCGCCGCCGCAGCUCUGGCCUGCCGGGCAGACAAGGAUGUGAAGAGAGAAAAGAAGAGUCUUCUGAAGCUGUUGUCCUCCAACAAGAAGAGGUCCCGCCCUUCUCCCCCCUCCUCCCCCACCCUGGAGUCGGAGCAGGUCGCUGCAGGAGAGCUGCUGCACGGCGCCGUGGGCCCCGACACCUCCCCGCCCUCAAGCUCCGUCAGCUGCUUUGAGCCUGAACCUGCUGCUCCAUCCUCCUCCUCUCAUUCAUUCCUGGAGGCCUCACAGCGGAAGAGCAGUCCUCUGGACCCCCCCAUUGCUCCGCCCCCUCGCCAGCCUUGCUCCUCCCUGUCCCAGCAGCACGACGCACGCUCCAUCAUAUGUGAGAGGUACAGGGUGGUGGUUUCAUACCCUCCUCAGAGCGAGGCUGAGCUGGAACUCAAGGAAGGCGACAUCGUGUUCGUCCACAGGAAGAGGGAGGACGGCUGGUUCAAAGGCACGCUGCAGAGGAACGGCAGGACCGGGCUGUUCCCCGGCAGCUUCGUGGACGUGAUGUGAGUCCACAGGACCGCCGUGCCGACUGACACCUUAGGUCCAGAAAGGUGUUCACAGACAGCACACUACCCAUCAAAUGGUAUUGUUGGUUAUUUAUACAUUUGGUAAAUGUGUGCCUUGUACUGUUCCACACUUUACUGUACAGACAGACACAAGUAUGUGUAGUCCUCAAGCAACCCAUAUCAACUGUUUCUAUCAAGCAUUUUAACUUAUUUGGUGUUCUGUUGUACCGUAGAUUAAGGGCUUUUUGUCUUAAUGAGCACAUUAGCUACUCUCUUCUCCUCCAGUUCCAGCAUCACUCCGUGUGGUGAGAAAGACGCUGCUCUGCGGUCUUUACCUGCAGCAGUGUUUGGAACCUCCAGCUUCAGUCUGAGCUGCGCCUGCUAGGAGAGGCCACUGAAGCUGCAGGGGUUUGGGGCUUUGGCAUGUUAGAGGCUGCUGGACUGUCUGGCUGCUUGGAGACACUUUGCAGUCAGAUUGAGCUUAAUUUGUACAUUGUUUGUAUUUACUGACCAGAAUAGCUGCUCCUUUAACCUUUUGGCGAUAGCCAGACAGAGCUCUGCCACACUCAGAGCCAUACUUCAUGGUUUCAGUGUAUAUUUAUGAUUUAGACAUUUCACCUGCUGCUCGUGGGGUUUGUGGCGUGUAACUAACCCAGCCUUCAUUCAGUGAGGGGGUGGGGGGCUCAGAUUUGUACACACUAACUCGUUAUUAAUGUGACCUGUGGCAAUAAAACAGCCGGCUAACAGAAGAAAGCACAGAAUGUUGUUCCUGCAGCAGCGUGUUUGCUGGUGUCCACACACACACACACACACACACACACACACACACACACACACACACACACACACACACACAGUGUGCUUCUAUGGAAAAUACGAUUUUUCACGUUGAAAUCCAUCUUUGAGCCUUUUUGUUUUGAUCUAUGCUGUACUUGAAUUUCCUUCUUCUGGAAACGCUUUGGCCAAACAUGGAAACAAACAGUCACAGCUGGUGAUGCUGGAAGUGUAAUGUUGGAUCACCAGAACAGACUGACGUGUGUUCACUGAGGAGCUCACAGCAUCAAUGCCUGUGUCCCUCGGGGCGUCCCUCGGGGCGUCCCUCAGAGGGUCAACAAACGUUUCAGGACUACACUCAAACCUGUUUUUUUUUCAUUCUUUAGGCCGGAGUUUCAAGCACAUGUUUUUGUUUUGUUGUUUGUUGAGAGGGACCACUGUCUAACUGGCUGACGGAAUAUGUUUUUACUAAUUGGAGAUGUGGAGAUGAGAAUGGUACGGAUCACUGUUGGGGCCUUUUUGAUGUCCUGAAAUGAUUUACCUGACGUUGCAUUAUUGUCUUAGCAAUCACACCGACCUGGAGCCUUUUGCUAAGGGGGGUGUCUUUGUGUCACUGCAGAGCCUUUAGCCCAGAAACCCAGCAGAAAUGGACAUGUGCACCAUCACCGCAUGUCUGUAACCUUUGAUGCUGCACCUUCUCUGAACCAGAAUCCAUGAUUGGAACCUUAGAUUUCUUCAAACUGAUGGCAGCUGAGGUUUGCUUGCCCCAGCUUAACACCUUUUUUUUUAAGUCUGUUAGUCGGUUUUCUGUCUGAGAUUAGUGAAACUGAAAAUUGUUUGGCACAUGUGGAGAUAAAUAUGACAAAGUGUUUGAGGGAAAUCGCACAUUUUGUAUAAAAAAUUCUAAUAAAUGAUUUGCAAACGUC
This is a messenger RNA of Oryzias latipes (Japanese medaka), 4606 nucleotides long. It is a transcript of the gene sh3rf1, whose product is annotated as SH3 domain containing ring finger 1. Gene Ontology annotation, molecular function: protein binding. The record is from RefSeq and is a predicted model, not a curated record. NCBI's taxonomy places the organism in Eukaryota, Metazoa, Chordata, Actinopteri, Beloniformes, Adrianichthyidae.